AUGUCCUCGGUUCUUACGCGGUCCUUUUCGAGUUGCGCUGGCAAGUUGGAGGAGACGAGAGAGUUGAUCAAGCGCGACCUUGAAACCGCCAGGAAGCACCGAAUUGAACUUAGGAAAACAAUCGAUGAUGACCUCAAGAGAGUGGAAAAGGAAAGGGCGGAACUGCUCGGUAUCGUGGAGGAGCAGGAGGCAAAAAUCAAUAGGUCUGUACGAGAGUUUGAAGAAGUUCGGUCGCGCAGAGAGUGGCUAAAGAAAGAACACGACGAGGCUGUUAAACGGUACGUGAAAAUGAGCGACACGGUAACUUUCAUCAAAGAGGGAGAUAAACGACUACAAGACCGGACGGACUUUGAGGCUGUGUUAGAAGAAGAGAACACUACGUGGGCAGACCGUGAGCGGCAACUCAUUGCUUCCGUUUCAACUCAUAACACUACUCUGAAGCAGGCGAGAAAGGAGCGCCGGAAGGAGGUAGAAACGCUAGAAACGGAGCUGGCAGAGAUGACGAAGAAGUUGGAGCAGGAACGGAUUGCGCGCCGGGAGGAUUUACAACAGGAAUCGCAGGGUCUCCUAAGGAGCCGUCGGGGGACGCCACAACCCCCUUCGCAACGCCCAACCGUAGCGGCGGUCCACACACAGGCUUUCGAACCGUUGGAAGCAAACCGGAAGGAGCAACAGUUUAUCGCCAUUAACAAGUCAUCGUGUCUCCCGACGCGGCAGAUCCGUUCGUGUUUUAAGAACAACAACUCCACAGGGGGGAAUCGCUUUUCCAAUGAAUUAGAGACCGGUAGAAACACUGUGGCCAACCGCCGCCGUAGCACCAAUGGCAGCGGAUCCACAGGACAGGGUGUGUCACAACAUUUCCAUUCCGCUCCCGUAUCGCGGGCGACAUCACAGUCCUUAGUAAGUGGGGACUCAGAGAACAUUGUCAAAAUCCGGGGCGCAGCCUCUCAGAGGGCGUUUUCGUACGCAGAUACCAAAAGGGUGGCGGGGAGGAAGCAUGAGUUGCUUCGAGACUCCACGAACAUCUGA
This is a messenger RNA of Trypanosoma brucei brucei TREU927, 1029 nucleotides long. RefSeq lists its product as hypothetical. The record is from RefSeq and is a predicted model, not a curated record. NCBI's taxonomy places the organism in Eukaryota, Euglenozoa, Kinetoplastea, Trypanosomatida, Trypanosomatidae. The transcript has a single exon. Bases 1 to 1029 code for a protein of 342 amino acids.